This is a messenger RNA of Alligator mississippiensis (American alligator), 1593 nucleotides long. Its product is annotated as E3 ubiquitin-protein ligase TRIM32. Gene Ontology annotation, molecular function: ubiquitin protein ligase activity; translation repressor activity; protein binding. The coding region runs from base 72 to 1103 and encodes 343 amino acids. The record is from RefSeq and is a predicted model, not a curated record. The transcript is spliced from 4 exons. Gene Ontology annotation, biological process: protein polyubiquitination; negative regulation of translation; proteasome-mediated ubiquitin-dependent protein catabolic process. NCBI's taxonomy places the organism in Eukaryota, Metazoa, Chordata, Crocodylia, Alligatoridae.
GUGAAAGCUGAAGCAAAAAAGGGAUCUGAGCUGAAGGUAUUAGUGUCCUCCUGGAGAGCAGCAGUCGAGAGAUGUACUCCCCCGGGUAUAGUACCAUAGUAACUGCAGUCGAUAUACAGUUUGGAGGACGCUGUGGCCAGGUGCUGAGAGGAGCAGCUUGUUUGAAGAAGAACAUGUUAGACUCCUAUUUUCUGAAGGAGCUGGAUGAUGAACAGGUGGCCUUGUUUGAAUUCAACAAAGGCUGGAAGCUCUCUGGGAUCCAAAAGUUGUAUUAUAACUGUCUAGUUAAAGAACUGGGAGGCUUUGGCACAGACCCUGGCAAAUUCAUUUGGCCAACCAGUGUGACCAUGACUCUGGAUGGAGAUCUGGCUGUAAAAGACAGUGGAAAUGAACAGAUUCAGCUCUUCUGCUCUGAAGGUCUCUAUAAACAUAGAUUUUCCUAUGGAUCUGGGACAGUAAAAGGUCUGGGAGAUAUAGUAUGUAUACAAGAUGGAUUGUUGCUUGUGACAGAUGGAUCCAAAGCUAUCAAGGUCUUCUCUAGAGAUGGUGAGAUGAUCCAUCAGCUGAAAUCUCCAGACAUGGACUGGAAUCACUCCUAUGGGAUGGCAAUCCUGAAGUCCAAUGAUAUUGCAAUAACUGACUGGACAGAUUUGGGAAAAAUUCACAUCAUUAGAAUCGACUUGAGAAUGAGUGCUAUCACGAGGAUGUAUGUGAUGGAUGGGUUCCAUAGACCAGAGCACAUUGCAGUCAAUAAGAGAGAAGAGAUGCUGGUUACCAAAGGGCAGCUUUUUGGAAAAAAACAAGGCUCCUGUCUCAAGGUCGUGAACAAAGAUAGAAUUCAGAAGAAGACCAUUGGACCAAGCUAUGAAAACAGGAUCACCUUUGUAAACCCCUCUGGAGUCUGUGUUGAUUCUGAUGAGAAUUUAUUUGUAGCAGAUAGAGGACAAAACUACAUAGUGAUGUUUAAUCCUGAUGCAUCCCUGGUUGCUUUGGUAGUAAAUGAAAAUUUAGAAGGCCCUUGUGGGCUUUCAGUAACAAAAGAUGGGCUCUUGGCUGUUGCUGACUGCUAUCACCACAGUGUAAAACUGUAUAGGUAUAAAUGAGAGUACCUUUGACAUUGAACUUGCCCAAAUAGAAAUAUUUGAUUUGUAUGUUGUAGAUAAAACAAGAGCUGUAAAAAUCUUGGUUCAGAAAGUUUUGAAUAAUGUCUAUUCCAGACUCCAAGACACAGGCAAUACAGUCUCAGAUCAUUCUAAUCCCAUUUCUUCUACUGACUUUGUGCCUGAUCUUGGGCAAGUCCCUUCAUCACCUCACAGUUCCUUCACCUAUAACACUGGUCUGACAAAACUCAUUUCCCUAGUAUUUAAUUAAAACAUAGGUCAGGGUCAGGUUUCAAGUGCUGAAGAUGUAAAGUCCUAGAUAAGAAUAAAUUGUUAUAACAAAUUCCCAAAUUUUAGAGAUGGUUUAUUAAAAGAAUUAAAUGAUUGCUUUUGAAAAUCCAGUGUUUACAAUCAUUAUACAGUGGCAUGGGGAUCUCCACAAAUACUUGCAGAUUUUUUUCCUUGAUAAAUAUAUUGUGAGAGCUCACACAUA